UCUGAUUAUUAUCAUGACGACAAUAACAGAUAAUACCAUUUAUUCAUUUGAAGAUCUAUCUUCAUUCGAAAUUCCGAAAAGUCAUCUGCUUGGUUCAUGUGAUCAUGUGGGAGACUAUGAGAAAUUGAACAAAAUUGGACAAGGAACAUAUGGAGUUGUUUACAAAGCUAGAAAUAUUCAAACUAAUGAAAUAAUGGCUUUAAAAAGGAUUAAGAUUGAAAAACUUAAAGAUGGAUUCCCCAUUAGUAGUGUUCGUGAGAUAAAUAUUCUGAGAACAGUUCAUCAUCCAAAUAUUGUCGAAUUUAAAGAUGUCGUCGUCGGUAAAUCUUUGGACAACGUAUUUUUAGUCAUGGAAUAUUGUGAACAAGAUUUGGCCACAUUGGUUGACUGCCAAAUUCACUUCACCGAAUCACAAAUCAAAUGUCUGAUGCAACAACUUUUUCGUGGUUUAAAAUAUUUACAUAAAAACUUUAUAAUUCAUCGUGAUUUAAAAGUAUCAAAUUUAUUGUUAACUGACAAAGGAUUAUUAAAAAUCGCUGAUUUUGGUCUUGCACGAAACUAUGGAUUUCCAAACGAUCCAAUGUCACCAUGUGUCGUGACAUUAUGGUAUCGAGCACCGGAAUUAUUGUUUCAAUCGAAUUAUCAUUCUACAGCUAUCGAUAUGUGGGCAACCGGUUGUAUAUUUGGUGAAUUAUUGUUACAGAAACCAUUACUGCCUGGGCAGAGUGAAAUGCAACAGAUAGAUUUGAUAAUUGAUUUGAUAGGCACACCAAAUGACAAAAUUUGGCCAGGAUUUUCUGACUUGCCUAUUGCCAAAACAUUCUCUGUUAAGCAUCAACCAUUCAAUAAUAUAUCACAUCUAUUUUCAUGUGUAUCAAAAGCCGGUAUCCGAUUAUUGAAUUUACUUUUAAUGUACGAUCCAUGGAAACGAGCAACGGCUGAUGAAUGUUUACAAAGCUCUUAUUUUCGUGAAUCUCCUUUGCCUUGUGACCCAAGCGUGAUGCCAUCGUUUCCUCAAAGUCGUAAAAACCGAUAAAUACUUCUAUGUUAUAAUGUGAUAUUUUUAAUUCUCAAAAAUAUUUCUACAGCAUUGUGUUUUCCAAGGAAUAUAGAAUGAUUGACAUACAUAACAUCGAAAACGAUAAAAAGUUACAAAACGUAUUGACAAAAUUGUGAAUUUUCAAAACUUUUUCGCUUCUUCAAGUUCGUU
Messenger RNA from Dermatophagoides farinae (American house dust mite), 1210 nucleotides. Its product is annotated as cyclin-dependent kinase 10. The record is from RefSeq and is a predicted model, not a curated record. NCBI's taxonomy places the organism in Eukaryota, Metazoa, Arthropoda, Arachnida, Sarcoptiformes, Pyroglyphidae. Gene Ontology annotation, cellular component: nucleus. Gene Ontology annotation, molecular function: ATP binding; cyclin-dependent protein serine/threonine kinase activity. Gene Ontology annotation, biological process: regulation of mitotic cell cycle; protein phosphorylation.